AUGAAGAUAUCGAAACCCCUCGCCGUCCUCCUCCUCACCACCGUGGUAUCUGCAGAUAGUCCCACAUCAAAAAGCGAACUAGGGAAUACACACCAUGUCGCCCAACACUCGCCUUCCGCUAUGAUCACACAAACAGAGCCAGCGGACUCGAUACGUGCGAUGGUAGAGGACUCGUUUACACAUACCCAUUCGUCCGAUCGAUGGCUGGGCCCGUUGGUUGGCCUGAAGACUUUUACGCAGGAUAUCGGAGCAAGAGCGACGGUUCGGGCUCCGCGGCUGAAUGCUAGGAAUGAGGGUGCGUUAGGGCAAGCGCCUUGGUACGGGAUGGCGUUUGGACUGGCGUGUACCACGCUUGCGGCACUGAUGUUGGGAUGA
This is a messenger RNA of Talaromyces marneffei, 375 nucleotides long. RefSeq lists its product as uncharacterized. The transcript has a single exon. The record is from RefSeq and is a predicted model, not a curated record. Bases 1 to 375 code for a protein of 124 amino acids. NCBI's taxonomy places the organism in Eukaryota, Fungi, Ascomycota, Eurotiomycetes, Eurotiales, Trichocomaceae.